UCCCUGCGCUCUGCCUUUCAGGACACCAGGAGAAAUGGCUGACUGCUCCACCCUUCAGUUUGUCAGCCCCUAUGCCUUUGAAGCAAUGCAGAAGGUGGACGUUGUGCGUUUAGCAGCCCUGAGUGACCCUGAGCUCCGGCUGUUGCUGCCUUGCCUGGUGCGGAUGGCCUUGUGUGCCCCAGCUGACCAGAGUCAGAGCUGGGCUCAGGAUAAGAAGCUGAUCCUCCGCUUGCUUUCUGGAGUGGAAGCGGUCAACUCCAUUGUGGCCUUGCUGUCAGUGGACUUCCACGCCUUGGAGCAGGAUGCCAAUAAAGAGCAGCAGCUCAGGCAUAAGCUCGGAGGAGGCAGCGGCGAGAGCAUCUUGGUGUCUCAGCUGCAGCACGGCCUGACGCUGGAGUUCGAGCACAGCGAUUCCCCUCGUCGGCUCCGCCUGGUGCUUAGUGAGUUACUGGCAAUUAUGAACAAGGUGGCAGAUUCCAAUGGGGAGUUUUUCUUCAAAUCGUCCGAGCUGUUUGAGAGCCCCGUUUACCUGGAGGAAGCCGCUGAUGUGCUCUGCAUCUUACAAGCAGAGCUGCCUUCGCUGUUACCAAUUGUGGACGUAGCCGAGGCUUUGCUGCAUAUUAAGAAUGGCGCCUGGUUCCUGUGCCUCUUGGUGGCCAAUGUUCCCGACAGUUUCAACGAAGUCUGUAGGGGCUUGAUCAAGAACGGCGAGCGGCAGGAUGAGGAAAGCUUUGGAGGCCGCCGGAGGACCGAGGCGCUCCGCCAUCUGUGCAAGAUGAACCCUUCCCAGGCAUUGAGGGUCCGCGGCAUGGUGGUGGAAGAGUGCCACUUGCCAGGCCUCGGGGUGGCCUUGACUUUGGAUCACACGAAGAACGAGUCUUCAGAGGACGGCGUGAGCGACCUCGUGUGCUUUGUAAGCGGCUUGCUGCUUGGGACCAACGCGAAAGUGCGGACUUGGUUUGGAACUUUUAUCCGGAAUGGGCAACAGAGAAAAAGGGAGACCAUCAGCUCCGUCCUCUGGCAGAUGAGAAGGCAGCUGCUGCUGGAGCUGAUGGGGAUCCUCCCCACGGUCCGCAGCACUCACAUCACGGAAGAAGCAGAUGCCGACAUGGAGCCGAACGUGUCGGUCUAUUCGGGCCUGAAGGAGGAGCAUGUGGUGAAAGCCAGCGCCCUCCUGCGUCUCUACUGCGCGCUGAUGGGGAUUGCCGGUUUGAAGCCCACCGACGAGGAGGCCGAGCAGCUGCUUCAGCUCAUGACGAGCCGCCCCCCAGCCACGCCCGCCGGUGUCCGCUUUGUCUCCCUCUCCUUCGGCAUGCUGCUGGCCUUCUCCACCCUAGUCAGCACUCCGGAACAGGAGCAGCUAAUGGUGAUGUGGCUCAGCUGGAUGAUCAAAGAAGAAGCAUAUUUUGAGAGCACGUCCGGAGUGUCGGCUUCCUUUGGGGAGAUGCUCUUAUUGGUGGCCAUGUACUUCCAUAGCAACCAGCUCAGCGCCAUCAUCGACUUGGUGUGUUCCACUCUGGGAAUGAAGAUUGUGAUAAAGCCGAGCUCGCUGAGCCGCAUGAAGACCAUCUUCACGCAGGAGAUUUUCACUGAACAGGUUGUCACCGCUCAUGCGGUCCGUGUGGCUGUCACUAGCAACCUGAGCGCCAACAUCACCGGAUUCCUGCCCAUCCACUGCAUCUACCAGCUUCUCAGGAGCCGGUCUUUCACCAAGCACAAAGUCUCUAUCAAGGACUGGAUUUACAGGCAGCUGUGUGAAACCACCACUCCGCUUCAUCCCCAGUUACUUCCUCUCAUCGAUGUCUACAUCAACUCAGUUCUUACCCCAGCCUCAAAAUCCAACCCAGAAGCCACAAAUCAGCCAAUCACAGAGGAGGAAAUUUUAAACGUUUUCCAAGGACUCACUGGGGGAGAAAACGCUCGUCUGAGUCAGCAUUACGGCAUCACAGCCCAGCUUCUGGUCCUGUAUUACAUUUUGUCUUACGAAGAGGCGAUCCUGGCCAGCUCAAAGACACUGGCUGCCAUGCAGAGGAAGCCCAAGUCUUACUCCUCCGCGUUGAUGGACCAGAUCCCAAUCAAGUACCUCAUCCGGCAGGCUCAGGGGCUACAGCAGGAACUGGGAGGCUUGCAUUCGGCCUUGUUGCGUCUCCUGGCGACCAACUAUCCCCACCUCUGCAUUGUGGAUGACUGGAUCUGUGAGGAGCACAUCACGGGCACGGAUGCCUUGCUGCGCAGGAUGCUCCUGACCAACACAGCCAAAAACCACUCUCCCAAGCAGCUCCAAGAAGCGUUUGCAGCCCUGCAAAGCAAUCACACCCAAGUCCUGCAGAUUCUGGAACACCUGACGCUCCUCUCGGCCGGAGAGCUGAUCCCCUACGCGGAGGCCUUGACGUCCAACAUGAACCACCUGCUGUACUUCGGAAUCCCUCGGCGGAUCCUUCAGACAGUCAACAGGCUUUGGAUGACCUUGAACACGGUGAUGCCUCGAAGGUUGUGGGUGAUGACGGUGAACGCCUUGCAGCCUUCAGGCAAGAUGGUCCGGCAGCAGAAGUAUACGCAGAAGGACCUGAUGAUUGACCCCCUGAUUGUACUCAGGUGUGAUCCGAGAGUCCACAGGUGUCCCCCUUUGAUGGACAUCACCCUGCACAUGCUGAACGGCUACCUCCUCGCUUCAAAAGCUUACCUGAGCGCUCAUCUCAAAGAAACAGCAGAGCAAGAUGUCAGGCCCUCCCAAAACAGCAUGAUGGGGCUGGAAACUACAGAAGUCACUCGAGAGGAACUCAAAAACGCCUUGCUCGCUGCCCAGGACAGCGCUGCGGUCCAGAUCCUGCUGGAGAUCUGCUUGCCGAUGGAGGAAGAGAAGCCGGCGGGCAGCAACUCCUACAGCCUCCUGAAAAGCUUUGCCGUUUCCGGCCCUGGGAAGAAACAGCUGGAAGAGGAAGAGAAGGAGGACAGCCUCCUCUGCAACCUCCGCGAGGUGCAGUGCCUCAUCUGCUGCCACUUGCACCAGAUGUUCAUCGCCGAUCCCAACAUCGCCAAACUGGUUCACUUCCAGGGUUAUCCAAGUGAGCUGCUUGCGCUGACAGUGGCUGGCAUCCCAUCUAUGCACAUCUGCCUGGACUUCAUACCUGAGCUGAUCGCUCAACCUGAACUGGAGAAGCAGGUUUUUGCCAUCCAGUUGCUUUCUUAUUUGUGUAUCCAGUAUGCGCUGCCGAAAUCCCUCAGCGUGGCCCGCCUGGCUAUCAAUGUCAUGGGGACGCUCCUCACAGUUUUGACCCAGGCGAAGCGGUUCACCUUCUUCAUGCCCACCUUGCCCUGCCUGGUCUCCUUCUGCCAAGCCUUCCCUCCGCUCUACGAGGACAUCGUCUCACUGCUCAUCCAGAUCGGGCAAGUCUGCGCUUCGGACGUUGCCACAGCAACAAGGGAUUUUGACGCCAUCAUCACACGUCUCCAGCAGCUGAAGGAGAAGCCGUGCGAGCGGGCAAGACUCCUGAAGGAACCAGCUUGUAAAACUGGAGCCGGAGAUGGCGGCAGCACAGACCCCAACGUCCAGCUCUGCCACUGCGUGGAGAGCACCUUCGUCGACAUGAUUAACAUGAGCAUGGGCGGAGUUUAAGCAAGGCAGAAAAGAGAAGGACCGCCACCAAUCGCUGAGAUGUACGAUGACUUCUUUUUGGUUUGAAGCGGAUCAGAGAGAAAUGAAGAACGGGACUGGAACACGAAGUGUCUUUCCCAUCCGUCCGUUCAGAUUGAACACAGACACGUCUGUUUGGGGGGGUCAGACACCUGCCUCGAAAGGAACUAUCAGCACUCAAAAGAAAGUCUGAGAGUGGAGCAGGCCGGCAGGGAAAGGCAGGAAUGCCUUUCACUCAUACGUUCUUUUGGGGGGGAGAGGGAUAUCUGUCGGCCGUGGUCGGCACAAGCAGGCCGUUCCAGGAAGGGUGCCGAGUCAUACAUCCAGGAGACUCCCUGAGUUUCUCCCAGCCCUGGGACGCUUGGAACUUUCGGAUUCGUGAGAUGAGGAAGGAGGUGGGGGAAACGGGGUUCAUUUUGGCUCUUCCUUCCUCUCAUGCAGGUGGUUAUUUUUUGGGGGUGGGGGGAGGGUCAGCUGUGGCUGUGGAGUUCCUCUGCGAGGCAAACCAAGGAUGCACUAGUUGGCCUCUUACCCAGAUUCAGCACGCUGGCUUUACGUUGCCUGUCCCUCAUGUACGGAGACCUCUCCUUGUCAGAUUUCUACUCCAGGUUUUGUGCUGGCUUUUUAAGCUGAAUAGAUAACAUUCUGCAAGGAUGGAGGUUUUUUGAAAAACCAAUCCAGCUUUUAAAAUGUGUACAAUUGUAACUGUUUUUUGGUAAUGACGUUAACCAAUCUCUUUUAAAUGUCUUUGGCACUUGUUACAGAGCCGAAUGUGUAGAUUGCUCUGUGCCCUGUCUCCUUGCACUCAGGUUUGAAUGUUCAUAUUGAGGGGGAAAAACAUAAAACCCCUGUGCCCAUGUGAAUUCACAUGGGAAUGCCCUUGUGAAUUAUUCUGAUACACACGUUGAGAAGCUGGUCUUUGAAGGACCACGCCCAGCAGCCAAAAAUACCCCCCAAAAAGCCCAUGGCUCAACUUCCCCGCCAAUACUAAUAAUGUUGAUACAGUCGUUUAAAAACACAGAUCUGUAGUGAAUGAUUAAAGGAAACAGAGAUGAACCAUAGAGGGAUUUUUUGACAAUAAAGGGACAUUGUGAAGUGUUUCAUAUAUCCGAAACAAAAAAAAGACAUGUCGGGAGUUAACGUUUUGGUGUGGACGUGAGUCUUGCGCACUAUGGACAAGUGCUGUCAUUUCUUUCCAUGGGGUUUCCAAGAACAAUCUUAAAAUACUUAGCUCAGAAUUUCCGGCUUUUUUCUUUUUUUUUCUAAGAGACCAUCCGAAAUGGUUUUAUGGAGGAUGCUGACACUUAGGAAUACAGGGAUCAGUCACAUGGACCUAGACACAGAUCUGCCAACCCCCCCCCCCCUCCCCGAAAUACCAAAAGAGAGAAUGUGUGUGUGUGGGGGGGGAGGAAUCUGUGGCUGUGGAAAAGAGUUCUUGCAAGAUGACUGGCAGCCCUCCCUGGUCAAAGCGGGCUUCCCCGAAAACUACAUCCGUAUCAGUGUUUUGAUUUGAUUUGGGAUAAAGAUUUAUUCCCAGACGUUUAGAUGACUGUGUGGCAUAUUUUUCAAGCUGUUCCCCCACGGAUGUUAAUUUCACAUCAGGACUCCCAAUUGGGUUUUGAAAAUAUUCUUUUAGAAAUGCUAUUUUGUCCUUUAGAGUUCUCAAUGUGCUUCACUGGGGAGAGCGCCAAUGCAGACCAACGUCGUCUUCUGUAUGCUGCAAACUUGCCCGUUGUGCUUUAUAUUUUUAACAGGCUGGAGCGUGAUUUGUUACAGCUCCAGGUGUAGAAAUGUGUAUAUAUGUUGGUAUACAUUUGUUGUCUUGUUGCAGGGGGGGCCCUGCAACGUUUACAUGCCAUUGGUGGUACUGUGUUUAGUUUGGAAAGAUGUAUCUUAUAAACGUUUGUGCUGUUUCAGUGGGAUUUUUA
Messenger RNA from Heteronotia binoei (common prickly gecko), 5562 nucleotides. It is a transcript of the gene INTS2, whose product is annotated as integrator complex subunit 2. Gene Ontology annotation, cellular component: integrator complex. Gene Ontology annotation, biological process: snRNA 3'-end processing. NCBI's taxonomy places the organism in Eukaryota, Metazoa, Chordata, Lepidosauria, Squamata, Gekkonidae. The record is from RefSeq and is a predicted model, not a curated record.